Messenger RNA from Colletotrichum truncatum, 519 nucleotides. Its product is annotated as nadh:ubiquinone oxidoreductase subunit. Gene Ontology annotation, cellular component: mitochondrion. NCBI's taxonomy places the organism in Eukaryota, Fungi, Ascomycota, Sordariomycetes, Glomerellales, Glomerellaceae. The record is from RefSeq and is a predicted model, not a curated record.
AUGCUGUCCCAACGAAUCGCGCGGGUCUCGACGAUCCGCGCCGCUGCUCAAGCAGCCCGCCGAACUCCCAUUGUUCAACAGCGAACCUUCUUCCCGCCUUCCUUCAAUGACCGUAAGGUUCUCGAGGAGAAGUACCCCGAUUACCCUCAGCUGUCCGAGCAGGAGGACCCCAACAUGAACGGCGGCUACAUCAACCCUCCUUUCAUUAAGCGCCAGUUCCGCGACCCCCACGGUAACUGGUGGGACAAGCAGGAGCGCCGCAACUUCGGCGAGCCUGUCCACGAAGACCACGACCUGCUCGGCAUGUUCUCUCCCCACGAGUACACCUGGACCACCACCGGCCCCGGCCUUCUCCAGAUUGGAGCCUUCAUUACCGCUUUCUUCGGUGUCUGCGGUGUCGUUUACCUCAACUACCCCGACAAGCCCUCUUACCCGAGAGAAUUCCCCGGUGGACUUGACAGAGAGCUGGGUGGUGCUGGAGCUGUGCGGGCGAGACAGGCUGGAGAUGCUGACCCUUGA